CGGAUAGGACCGGAUUGGGUCGGUUUUGGGUUUGGGUGAUGGGUUUUGGUUUGGUUUGGUUGAUCGCUUUUUGUUUUAUGGUUUGUGAUGCUUUUGGGGGUUGUUCAUCUGUUGCUUGCACCUGGCUGGCCGGCUUGAGUGAGGUGACUUUUACACAAAUACUGGCCUGCUCGUGUCGAAUCCUACGCAGGAGGCGAGCAAGCUCGUUUUUGACAAUGGCAUGUCUGUUAGUGCUAGUGGAGUCGGGUUGGCAGCAGCUUGCAUGGGACGAAGCAGUCACAAUCUGGCCUUGGACCAUAUUUUGGGUUACGAGAAAUAUCUCUUUCGUUCUAGGGAACUGGCUUGGUUUCGGUAUGAGGUUCUUCGCCUCAGCUGCAACUUCCAAGCGGUUGGCAGGUGAUAGAACCGAAGACCAGAAGCUGACUUCAUGAAACCUCUAGCAACAAGCUUCCAGUUACACAGCAGCAGCGGAAGAGUUGUGAGGGACUCGACCGUCUCGAGAUACCGCGCUUCAAGCCAGUGAGGUGGUCGUUGAUACCUCCCACCAGCCCUCCUUCCCAGCGGAUCCCGGGACACCACGCCGCAUACAGCCCGAUCAUCUCCCAGUGCCUCGAGCCUAAUCGUCCCUCGAGCCUAAUCAUCCCUCGAGCCGCGCGGCAGCGACGCCAUGCCGC
Molecule: messenger RNA, 674 nt
Organism: Chaetomium fimeti
Lineage: Eukaryota; Fungi; Ascomycota; Sordariomycetes; Sordariales; Chaetomiaceae
Exons: 2
Coding region: 39-431 (130 amino acids)
Source: RefSeq, a predicted model, not a curated record